This is a messenger RNA of Dama dama (fallow deer), 405 nucleotides long. Its product is annotated as small proline-rich protein 2B-like. The transcript has 2 exons. NCBI's taxonomy places the organism in Eukaryota, Metazoa, Chordata, Mammalia, Artiodactyla, Cervidae. The record is from RefSeq and is a predicted model, not a curated record. Bases 1 to 405 code for a protein of 134 amino acids.
AUGGGGCCCGUGUGCCCAGGCCCGUGUGCCCAAGCCCGUGUGCCCAGAGCCUGUGUGCCCGAGCCCGUGUGCCCAGGGCCCAUGUGCCAGGUCCCGUGUGCCCGAGCCCGUGUGCCCAGAGCCUGUGUGCCCGAGCCCGUGUGCCCAGGGCCUGUGUGCCCAGAGCCCGUGUGCCAGGGCCCGUGUGCCCAGAGCCCGUGGCCCGUGUGCCUGAGCACGUGUACCCAGGGCCCAUGUGCCCAGAGCCCAUGUUCCCGAGCCCGUGUGCCUGAGCCCGUGUGCCAGGGCCUGUGUGCCAGAGCCCAUGUGCCCGAGCCCGUGUACCCAGGGCCCGUGUGCCCAGAGUCCACGGGCCACAAUGAGAGAAGCUACUGCCGUGAGAAGCCGGUGUCCACAAAUGAAUAG